AUGGAGAGGAUCAUGAAGUCUCAUACCCUUUCUGAUGCUAACAAGCAAGCUUACAUGUGCAGAAACCCGUAUUUACAACUCCGUCAAGAAUGGUCUCAAAUCAGCCUUGAUACAUUAGCCGAUCAGGAAGUUGAGGUAGAGAAGACAGAGACCAGUGAGGCUAUCGAGACCAAAUCACAUGACUUGGGUGGUGGUUUAAACAUUAAAGAUGAACCAGUUGAGUACAAGGAAGAGACAACCAAGGACGAGAUGUAUAGAUUUUGUGGAUUGAUCUCAAGGACUCACUUUAUGCGCAUGUAA
Arabis nemorensis is the source of this 300-nucleotide messenger RNA. NCBI's taxonomy places the organism in Eukaryota, Viridiplantae, Streptophyta, Magnoliopsida, Brassicales, Brassicaceae. The record is from the annotation of a GenBank genome assembly.